This is a messenger RNA of Leguminivora glycinivorella, 848 nucleotides long. RefSeq names its product myosin light chain 1 (gene Mlc1). Gene Ontology annotation, molecular function: calcium ion binding. NCBI's taxonomy places the organism in Eukaryota, Metazoa, Arthropoda, Insecta, Lepidoptera, Tortricidae. The transcript is spliced from 7 exons. Gene Ontology annotation, cellular component: muscle myosin complex. The coding region runs from base 129 to 581 and encodes 150 amino acids. The record is from RefSeq and is a predicted model, not a curated record.
CUCAAAUAUCCAGACGGGUGCGCCAUCUAAGCCAGUUAAAACAGUCCCGCGAAAAGUUGCCGAGCCCCACUUCUUGUCUGAACGUUCGCCAGUGAAGACCGGGAGGGAACCAACUACCACCACACAAAAUGAGCGACCUCAGCAAGAACGACGUCGAUAGGGCAUCCUUCGCCUUCUCCAUCUACGAUUUCGACGGCAGUGGCAAGGUGGACGCGUUCAACCUCGGCGAUGUCCUGAGGGCGCUCAACUUCAACCCCACACUCGCCACCAUCGAGAAGCUCGGCGGCACCAAGAAGAAGGGCGAAAAGCUCCUUACUGUCGAAGAGUUCCUUCCCAUCUACUCCCAAGCGAAAAAAGACAAAGACCAGGGAGGCUACGAAGACUUCUUGGAAUGUCUGAAGCUGUACGACAAGAACGAGAACGGCCUCAUGCUCGCCGCUGAGCUGACACACACACUUCUUGCGCUAGGCGAGAAGCUCGACGACAAACAGGUCGAUGAGGUCGUCAAGGACUGCAUGGACACCGAAGAUGACGACGGCAUGAUUCCCUAUGCGCCAUUCCUGAAGAAGGUGAUGGCGUAGGAGGUUCACAUCCCGUCAAAUCUUUAGUUAUAAGAUCCUUUCCUACAAAAAAUGUGCGACAAAGCUUUGGGCAACGACGAAGACGCGCCUGCGGAGGGCUAAGGCCGGCGCUGCAGGCCCCCGCCCUGACCAUCCCGUAUUCACCAUCUCGCAUACGGACUAUCUCCCUUUUUUAUACGACGCAACAACACCUACCAAAUUGUACAAUCUAUCCAUCGACUGUAUGUACAUACUUAAAGUAAGAUUAAAUUACUGUAAAACACGUUG